GUUGCACGAUUUGGCGCAUAAAAUUCCAAGGGUCUUCAAAAAGACGCUUAUUGUUCAUUGUGGUUAAGUUUGAAGGUUUAACUUUUACAAUUACCGUCUGUCUUUUGAUUGGCUGCAAGCCACCCAAAGCGACUAUACGUUUAUCCUCAAGUGGCGAACAGCAUUUGCAUAGUAGCACACGGCAUCUACACGUGAAGAAGAUUUCGCGCGCGUUCCCUGUUUAUACCGAAUGCAAGAUGGAGAAUGGCGGUGCAAGUGGCAAUGAAAAACCGAGCAAUCAUUGGGGCAGUGACGAAUGUCUGUCCCGAGGAGCGAAGGACAAGACAGCCGAGAAUCUACUCACAAAUGAAGAAGGUCCGCCGGACGAGAGGAAGGGAAGUUUGGUUGGUUUGCAACGAAAACUCGGUCUCGUCAGUGGGAUCAGUCUCAUUGUGGGCACUAUGAUCGGUUCGGGAAUAUUUGCUUCGCCUCGCUAUGUCAUGGAGAACAGCGGCUCUGUGGGACUGACAUUGAUCGUUUGGAGCUUGUGCGGUGUUCUGGCGAUGUUCGGAGCGCUGUGUUACUCCGAACUUGGUACAAUGAUCCCAUUAUCCGGAGCGGAGUAUGUUUACCUGCUCGAAGGGUUCGGCCCGCUGGCCGCCUUUCUGUACUCGUGGACCUCUGUCAUCGUCCUAAAGCCUUCGCAAGUUGCUAUCAUCUGCUUGGCGUUUGGGGCUUACGUGAUCGAGCCUUUCUUCCCUGGUUGUGGUGACAGAGAAGAUUUACAGCCCGUGGUGAAGUUGUUAGCCGCGCUUGCAAUUGGAAUCAUUUUGUUCGUGAACUGCGCCAGCGUGAAGUGGGCCUCACGCAUGCAAAUCGUCUUCACCGUUUGUAAGAUGCUGGCUAUCGUCAUGCUGAUCGUAACUGGCCUGGUUCGUCUUGGUCAAGGUUUCACGCAGAGUUUUGAAAACUCGUUUGAAAAUACAGAAUCGAAGAUUGGUAUAGUGGGAUUCGCGUUUUACAACGGUCUAUGGGCUUAUGACGGCUGGAACAACUUAAAUUACGUCACAGAAGAAUUGAAGAAGCCUUAUCGAGACUUGCCCCUGUCCAUAUUGAUUGGUAUUCCCCUUGUGACUUGUUGUUACGUGCUGGUAAAUAUUGCUUAUCUGGCCGUGCUGACACCAGCUGAAAUUAAGCUCUCUAGUGCUGUCGCUGUGACAUUGGCAGACCGUUUAUACGGAGUAAUGGCUUGGGUCAUUCCUAUAUUUGUUGCCUCGUCCACCUUUGGAGCCGCAAAUGGAUCCGCAUUUAGCGGUGGAAGAUUGGUGUUUGCCGCCGCCCGAGAGGGACAUCUUCCUAAGUUUCUGGCCAUGAUUCACACUAAGCGACACACUCCCCUACCAGCCAUGGUGUUCACGAGUAUCAUUGCCUGGAUCAUGUUGCUACCCAACUCAAGUAGCUUUGAAACGCUCAUAAACUACUUCAGUUUCGCUGCCUGGGUUUUCUAUGGUUGUACUGUGUCUGCUCUUCUUUGGCUCCGUUACAGGAAACCCGAGAUGAAACGACCUUAUAAGGUUCCAGUGUUAAUCCCCAUUCUUGUCGUGUUGGCUUCCAUUUACUUGAUAGUAGCGCCGUUCUACGAAGCUCCCUUAGAAUCGUUCUUCUGUCUUCUCUUUAUCUUGUCUGGGGUACCAUUCUACUUCGUCUUCGUGCAUUUCAACAUCGUCCCUCAAAGUUUCUUCGAUGCCAUUGCCAAGUUAACGUUCAAGUUGCAGACGAUUUGUGACGUGGCUUUUCCAGAGACAGAGGAUGAAAUGGUGGCCACAUAAAUUGAAACAUGAUUGUGUUAAUUUUGAAACAAGGAUAUGGUAUGCUUUGUGUUCUUAAGGUCUAAACCCAUACUCUAUGUUACGAAAUAUGACUUUCUGUUAGCCUUUCUACAAGUUCUCUCUUUGUGUCGUUGGUCACUGAAUAUAAACAAGAGGUUAUGAAGCAGAGCAGGGGAAUCCUUAUACCUGACAAACUAAUCAAUUUCUGCCGAUUUGUUAUCGUUGUAAGAAUUCUAUGCGAGUUUUCCUCGCGCGUUGACAUGCGUCGCUUUCUGACUGACCUCGCCCGUGACGGGUGCACAGUAGUACAAUAUAUAGUGUUUUGGAAACAUGUUGGUUAACCCCAAGAUUUCAAAGUCGGCGAGGUCGAUCUGACAAUUAAACAAAAUAAACUAACCAAACAAAAGCAGUUCAGGUAUUCCCUCUCUCUCCCUUCCAACCUCUUGUCGCAUUAGAACCUCCAAGAUACAGCCAUAAUGUCCUGUCGAUUUCCUUCCACCUCCCAUUCCGGAAGGACCGGAAGCAGUGCUAAGCUAAUGAAUUUUUUUAACUUUCUUAACACAGUUAAGCCUCUUAAGUACUAAGGCCAACCACUUAUUUUGCAAAAA
Messenger RNA from Orbicella faveolata, 2416 nucleotides. Its product is annotated as b(0,+)-type amino acid transporter 1-like. Gene Ontology annotation, biological process: amino acid transmembrane transport. Lineage: Eukaryota; Metazoa; Cnidaria; Anthozoa; Scleractinia; Merulinidae. Gene Ontology annotation, molecular function: L-amino acid transmembrane transporter activity. Gene Ontology annotation, cellular component: membrane. The record is from RefSeq and is a predicted model, not a curated record.